GGCUGGCCAUGAUCUGUGCAAUGCUAUAAACAACCCCACUGUCCCACAUUGAAUAACUGCAGAGCACACUCAGGAGCUCUGGACACUUGUGUUCUUUAGUAGUAGGAGAAGCUUAAUGUCAACAAUAUGGGGCAUCAGGUGAUAAUAUUUGACUUUUCUGUCAUAAGAGGACUGUGGGAAACUCGAGUUAAGAAGUGCAAAGAACGUCAGAGGAAGGAGAAAGAAAGAUUAGAACAAAGUGCAUUGGAGAAGAUAAAACAAGAAUGGAAUUUGAUACUAGAGUGCCGUAAGAAAGGUAUUCCUCAAUCAAAAUACCUCAAGAAUGGCUUUGUAGACAUCAAUGCAAAGAACCUGGACACCCAUGGAAAGAAUCCUCAGCUCAAGAAGAGUCAUGCCUUGUCAGAUGGAGUAAAUAAAGAACAAGACAAGUUUAUUUUUCAGCUUUCUGGAGAGCAGUGGACGGAACUUCCAGAUUCUCUGAAAGAACAGACCUAUCUGAAAGAAUGGCAUGUGUACAAUACAUUAAUACAAACCAUUCCUGCCUACCUGGCACUAUUUCAAGAUCUGAGAGUACUGGAAUUGUCAAAAAAUCAAAUCAACAAUCUUCCAGCAGAGAUUGGCUGCUUAAAAAACCUCAAAGUGCUCAAUGUGAGUUUCAAUAAUUUGAAGUCAGUUCCUCCAGAACUGGGUGAUUGUGAGAAUCUAGAAAAACUGGAUUUGUCUGGAAAUAUGGAAAUAACAGAACUACCAUUUGAACUAAGUAACCUGAAACAACUCACAUUUGUGGAUGUGUCAGCAAACAAGUUCCAUUCUAUUCCAAUUUGUGUACUCCGGAUGUCUAAUUUGCAGUGGUUGGAUAUUAGCAGCAACAGCCUGAAAGAUCUCCCAGAAGACAUAGACAGGUUAGAUGAAUUGCAGACACUUCUUCUACAGAAAAACAAGUUGACUUAUCUUCCACGAGCUCUUGUCAAUAUGCCAAAGCUCAGUUUGCUAGUUGUCAGUGGUGAUGACCUAGUUGAGAUACCCACAGCCAUCUGUGAGUCAACCACAGGUUUAAAAUUUGUAAGUCUCAAGGACAGUCCGGUUGAAACAAUUGUAUGUGAAGACACUGAAGAAAUUAUAGAAAAUGAACGUGAACGUGAGCAAGUUGAGAAAGAGUUUAUGAAAGCAUACAUUGAAGAUCUAAGGGAAAGGGAGUCUACUCCUUCCUACACUACAAAAGUAAUGCUCAGUCUCCAGCUCUGAAGAUUAAAAAUCUCUAGAUCUCUACUGAAUAUCUGAAUAACUCUCUUUUAAUCCACCUGGAUAGUAAACACAUAAAAAUAUUGAUGGCCAGGAUGACACCAAAAUCAUAUUGAAUUAUUUAUUUGUUUCUGUAGUCUUUUCAAGUAACUACAGAAAAAAAGAAGCGGUAGAACUUUCAUAAGAUGCUGUUUCACAUAUUAAAUCAAUGUGUUUAUUUUCAAGUUCACAGCAACAGCCACUUUGCAUGUAGACCUGCUGAAAGUAAACAUCCACUGUAAUUAAGUAUACACAGGCAUAGCUGAAGAAUGAAGACAUUGUUUGUUGUAGCUGAAACAGUAAAAUGCAAAACGUGAUCUUAGGAAGAGAUUUCAUUUUAUAAAAGGGGAUAAACUGAUUUAGAAACUGAAUGUGAUCUGUUUUCUUAAGACCAAACACACAUUUAGGUAUUUGCAAUAUCCAAGUGAGAACACACUCAUAGUUUGUAUUUACAUUCUGUUCUGUGAGAAAAUUGUUCUUGGAAUUUUCUGUUUAGAUAACUUUCAACAACUUUACAUAUAGAAACUGUAGCACUUCUUUUAUUCAAGCAUAUUUUAAGCUCUAACCUGUUUGCAAAUUCAAGUACCAAUGUGAUUGAAGUUUCUGUGCUAAGCAGUCUUAUAGCGGUAUACAUAUAAGUAAGGUUUUAAGGCACUAAGUGGUGUCAGCUAAUACUAUCAGCAAAAUGAUGAUACAGGUCUUAUAUUCAUGGUUUCAGAUCACAGGAUUUUGUGGACAUUUGUUGGAAUUUUCCAAGUAGUGUAAGAAUGAGUUUGCUGGUAAAACAUAAUUUUGCUUGCUAUUUAUUAACUUGUUUAUAUACAAUUGUUUAAAUAUAUAUAGAGUAGAAUUUCAGAAACCUAGAUUUACAUGUACUUUUUGUUUAAUAAAGCAAUAUUUUUAAUCUAAAAAACUUGAGACUUUGAGACUCAAAUUAGACUCAAGUUAUGGAAUUUAAAUGGUCCUAAACUUAUGAGUGCAGUUAGGUGAGAUAAUAUUUACAUCUUUGUUUUUUGUUAUUGAUGAGCUAUUUUCAGUUUUGUGCAGUAGAAUGUCACUUAAGUAGCCAUAUUUAAAACACAAAGCAAUGAAGGAUAUGCUCCUCAGGCUUCUGUAUAAAAAAAGAACUUUAGAUGUUUUCUUUUCAACAUUCUAGCAUUCACUCUUUUAAAAGAAAAAAAUAUUUCAAAUAGUAGAUGUGUUAUUUAUUCCACUUACAAUUUUCUGGAGUUAUAUUACUAUCAAAGUGAAGCUCACUCAAACUGGUUUCUAGGUGUUAAUGCUGAUUUUAAGCAAGUUCUGAUCCAGGGGGAAGUUUAAAAAAAUAUGAAAAAUUGACAUUGAUCUGAAGCAGAAUAAUAGAAGAAUUUUUGUUAUUAUUAUGAAGAAAUUGAAAUAGGAUAAAAUAGUGUCAAGGUGGGCUGAGAGAAAUUAGGCUAUUUGAAUCUAUUCUACCAAGCUUUCUUUUAUUGAAAUUAUAAAUUUUUUUGAUUAAGUAUUGAUAUUGGUAUAAUCAACUUCUGAGAGACAUCUGUUCUGAUAUUGGUUGAAAUUCUAUUUCUAGAAUUCUGUCAUAGUCUAAUGUGAUCCACUGAAAAUUAUAGGAAAGGAAAUCACGAAGGCUGUAAUUAUAAAAUGGAGUAUAAAAAUAAAUAAAAAACUAGGGAUGCAAACGCAGUUAACAAAACAAAAGCACCAGUGCAAAUUCUACUAUUAGCAGUAUUGGAUACAUAAAGUGCAUGAAUACAGAAGUUGUAUUAGUCCUUAGCAUUGCUGCUAAUCUUACUAAAAAUUUUUCUGUAUUCACAGAUAAAAAUGCUACAAAUAAUUUGGAGACAGAAAGAAAAAAUGAGCACAAAAAAAAUCCAUGCAUUUUUAAGUUCAUUGAACAGCAUUGUUCAUAAGUACAUUUGCUUGUCAAUAUUUGUAAAUGCAAGAUCAUUCUGGUCUAGAAGCAUGAUUUUUUUAAUGUAGCAGGCAAACAUAAGGCAGAAGACAAAAACUUGAAUUCACAUAUCUGAAUUAGAAACAAAAGGUCUGUUUUUCCAUAAAAGUAACCAUGGGAUUACUUAUAAAACACAAAUUCUCAAUCACCAGCACUCUUUAAGUUCAGGUUAAUAUGUUCCUAAAAAAAAUCUGUAACCAUAAAGUCAUGGGUCCAAAUAGUGUUCUCCACCUUGACUUUCAAUCCAAAUCACAGAUUGAUUUCAAUUGGAAGGGGCAUUCAAAGAUCAUCUAUCCCAAUCACUUUC
Messenger RNA from Lonchura striata (white-rumped munia), 3533 nucleotides. RefSeq names its product leucine rich repeat containing 2 (gene LRRC2). Lineage: Eukaryota; Metazoa; Chordata; Aves; Passeriformes; Estrildidae. The record is from RefSeq and is a predicted model, not a curated record. Gene Ontology annotation, molecular function: protein binding. Gene Ontology annotation, cellular component: cytoplasm.